Molecule: messenger RNA, 578 nt
Organism: Drosophila ficusphila
Lineage: Eukaryota; Metazoa; Arthropoda; Insecta; Diptera; Drosophilidae
Exons: 3
Coding region: 216-578 (120 amino acids)
Source: RefSeq, a predicted model, not a curated record
GUAAAAAUGCAAACAAGUAUGCUUUGUUUAAAAGAUCCCAUAAAAAUUCCCUUUAAAUGAAUUUUAAAUCAUUUUUAAUGAGUAAGACUAGAAAAUAAACAACAAAAUUUUGUUUUUUAAAAAGACCUGCUUUUGAUAAUUGCCUUACUUUGAAAAAAACCUAUAUAAUGAGUUUCUGCCACACAUAAUUUUAAAAUACACCAAAAUUAAAAAAAAUGUUCGCUGUGUCGCGACUUCUUUGUUUCACAUCAUGGAACAGGAUUUUAAAAUCACGCAUGAUAUAUCAAGAAACUAUAAAGCGACAGUUUAACGACAAACUUUCAGAAAAAGGAAGAGGCGAGGAACUUAACUAUUUCCUUAAGUUGGGCAAGGAGCAAUUCGAAAGACUUAGAAUGAACAGGUUAAAGGAAAUCGCCAUUCAUAUUAACGAACUGGAAGCGGAAAUAAAAAAAAUGGAAACAAAAACCAGUCGAAAAUCACAGAAAACGAGGGAGAAGCUUGCAAAGGAAAUAAGGGAGUUGAAAGAAAUGCUAGAAAGGUUCAAAAAAUCUCUUGAAAAAAAAGAUCAAGAAUCUUAA